Polyodon spathula (Mississippi paddlefish) is the source of this 1148-nucleotide messenger RNA. RefSeq names its product polymerase (RNA) III (DNA directed) polypeptide H (gene polr3h). The transcript is spliced from 6 exons. NCBI's taxonomy places the organism in Eukaryota, Metazoa, Chordata, Actinopteri, Acipenseriformes, Polyodontidae. The record is from RefSeq and is a predicted model, not a curated record. Gene Ontology annotation, cellular component: RNA polymerase III complex. Gene Ontology annotation, molecular function: DNA-directed RNA polymerase activity; DNA binding. The coding region runs from base 416 to 1144 and encodes 242 amino acids. Gene Ontology annotation, biological process: DNA-templated transcription; transcription initiation at RNA polymerase III promoter.
UGGAACAUUCAUAGUUUUUGCAACAUUUUUUUUAAAAGGUUCAAUUUGUCAUAAAUCCUUCUUUAAAAAAAACAAACAAUCUAAACAUUCUAAAUGUUGACCUCAUGCCGUAAAGGGAGGCGCGCUGCUCCGCUCGACCUUCUGCCGUCAGCUGCGCGGCAGCGUCGCAAACAGGAAGCACGUGUUUGCAGCGCUCUCUAAACCGUGACCGGGUCCGAGUUGUUACUGAAUUUAAAAGAAAAAUAAAUUAAAAAAACACAAUUUAAAAGCGUUUAUCGUGUCGUUUAAACAACAUAACAUGCGUGAAGGAAAACCUUCGUGCAAAUCUGCAGCGCGUCAUUCAUUAUAGCAGAGUUUGAGUCGAACCGGUUCUCUUACGUCACUUUGUUUUGGAAUUUUCCACAAAAAAACAGUCAUGUUUGUUGUGAUUGAAAUGGUCGACACGGUCCGGACCCCGCCCUGGCAAUUUCAACAGAAACUGAACGACGCCAUCGCGGAACAGCUCAAUAAGAAACUAGCCAACAAGGUGGUCUAUAAGGUUGGGCUGUGCAUCUGUCUUUAUGACAUCACCAAACUGGAAGAUUCUUUCAUCUUCCCUGGCGACGGAGCCUCCCAUACAAAAGUUCACUUCCGGUACGUGGUCUUCAGGCCUUUUCUGGACGAGAUUCUUGUCGGGAAAAUCAAAGGGUGCAGCCAGGAAGGAGUGUACGUCUCUCUCGGUUUCUUCGAUGAUAUUCUGAUCCCUCCGGAAUCGCUCCAGCAGCCGGCCAAGUUUGAUGACUCAGAGCAGGUCUGGGUUUGGGAAUAUGAAACAGAAGAAGGGGCUCAUGACCUCUAUAUGGACCCGGGGGAGGAGGUCCGUUUCAGAGUGGUGGACGAGGUGUUCGUCGACACCUCCCCCAGCGGCCCCCUCUCCUCCGAGACCACCCCGGGACCCCCCGGCACUGCCCCCGCCCCUGCCAAUCCAGACGAGAAGAAAGAGGCCCCCUACACUCUCAUAGUGAGUGCUGACCCUCGUACCCUGAACUACAGGUCCCAUGAGCCUCUGCCAUGUGCCAGAGGCAUGCUGGGAUCUGUAGUUCAGCAGACCCUGAUAUUGAUGAGAUCCAGCCCUCUGAAAUGUCUUUAUAAUAUACAGCACUAGACCC